CCCUUGUAUCGUACGGAAGCGACCAUGAUUGAAGGUCAGCCGAAAACAUGAAGUUUUGCAAAAUUUUGAGGCAGUCAAUCGAUUCUUCGAACCCCGAGUGGGCUCCAUUUUGGAUAAAUUACGAACUAUUCGAGGUACGAGCUGGACGCCUCUUUCGAUCAGCAUUAAGAUGCAAAUACUAUUAUUCUGAGACGCAAUUAAAACUAAAUACCAUGCUUUUUUGUUUUCCUAGAAUAUAAUCAAAGAUCUUCCCGCCGUGGUAUCCAUUCAUACAAAUGAGAUUGGCAACUGCAAGUUCAUCGUCAAAAAUCCUAAGGAGGUCGAAUUCUUCAAACAGUUGCAUGCCGAAUUGAAGAAAGUCUCUAUUUUCUUUACGAAAGCAAAGAAAGAAAUCAAGAUAAGAUUCGCCCGUGUUCAAGACGGAAUUAAGAUUAUUCACGAAUCCGACCACGUAACUACGGCUCAAGAUAAAUGGAUGUUGUCGGCAAGGAGCGCAUUCAAACUUCACAACAAUCUCUUGUCRCUUGAAACCUUCGCAAUCAUAAAUUAUUGUGCCUUUUCAAAAAUUCUAAAUAARCACGACCAGAAAACAGGAUACAGAACCAAAAUGGCAUUCAUGGAAAAUGUUGUGAGCCAAUCAAGUUUUGCAGUAUAUCCUGAUCUCCUUGACAUGAUUCAAUGUUGCGAGGCAUUCCAUGAUCAGGUCUCGAAGAACAUUGGUCGCGAAGAAASCCACAAACUCGGUAUGGUUGGUACGUUGCACGCUCCUCUAUCAGUAACGAAGGAAGGCGUUACCUUUGGCAAAUUCCAGAUUCUUGAAACAGAAAUUGCACCUAUUWGUAACGUAGAAAUGAACGAUACCAAGACAGAUGCCGGGUUCGGCAAGAGGAGCUUCGCCCAGAUGCUUGCAACAGAGAUUGCAGCGAUCAAGAAAGAGGGUAAACAUACUGAUGCAGGAAUCAAAACAUUCGCGAGGACUAUAACGGAAGGGAUCGGAAGACUUCGCAAGGUAUCCGAAGAUUCUACAGCACUUGAAAACUACAUUCUAGGCUAUGGAAAAAUGCCAAAGAAAAGCGAGUGCCGCACUGUCGACUACGAACGGCACCAUCUACAGAAUCGACUUGUUGGGACGGUUAUCCGGCAUGCAAAGAAACAACGACUAAAUUAGGAGAAAGAACUAGAUCAAUACUAUUAUUCUUCAAUUGUGGAAUCUACUUUUGUUGUACCUCAUGAGGACUUCGAACUUCUUCGCAUAGAAAAGGUAACGCA
Messenger RNA from Pseudo-nitzschia multistriata, 1269 nucleotides. The record is from the annotation of a GenBank genome assembly. Lineage: Eukaryota; Bacillariophyta; Bacillariophyceae; Bacillariales; Bacillariaceae.